AUGCUUUUCUUCACCCAGUGCUUUGGGGCUGUGUUAGAUCUUAUUCACCUGCGGUUUCAGCACUACAAGGCAAAGAGGGUUUUCUCAGCUGCCGGGCAACUUGUCUGUGUCGUCAACCCAACACACAGCCUCAAGUAUGCACCGACCCGCUGUGCAGCUGCACAGGCGUCCACAGAGCAAGGCAUCCUUCCUCCCUGCCAUCACCACGAAGCGGUGCACGAUCCCCAGCUGGUCCCCUGCACGUGCCCACUCUUCUCCUGCCCGUGGGAAGGGCACCUGGAGGUGGUGGUGUCCCACCUGAGGCAGACCCACCGCAUCAACAUCCUUCAGGGCGCGGAGAUUGUCUUCCUGGCCACGGACAUGCACCUGCCCGCACCCACGGACUGGAUCAUCAUGCACUCUUGCCUUGGCCACCAGUUUUUGCUGGUCCUCAGGAAGCAGGAGAAGUAUGAGGGCCACCCCCAGUUCUUUGCCACGAUGAUGCUGAUCGGCACGCCCACCCAAGCCAACAACUUCACCUACCGGCUGGAGCUCAACAGGAACCAGAGGCGCCUCAAGUGGGAGGCGACCCCCAGGUCGAUACUGGAGUGUGUUGACUCUGUCAUUUCGGACGGGGAUUGCCUUGUGCUGAACACUUCCCUGGCUCAACUCUUUUCUGACAACGGAAGCCUAGCGAUAGGAAUUGUGAUAACCACCAGCAAAGUUCACAGCUCCGAAGCCGAAAUGUGA
Molecule: messenger RNA, 729 nt
Organism: Cinclus cinclus
Lineage: Eukaryota; Metazoa; Chordata; Aves; Passeriformes; Cinclidae
Gene: SIAH3
Product: siah E3 ubiquitin protein ligase family member 3
Exons: 2
Coding region: 1-729 (242 amino acids)
Biological process (GO): multicellular organism development; proteasome-mediated ubiquitin-dependent protein catabolic process
Cellular component (GO): cytoplasm
Molecular function (GO): ubiquitin conjugating enzyme binding; ubiquitin protein ligase activity
Source: RefSeq, a predicted model, not a curated record